This is a messenger RNA of Pygocentrus nattereri (red-bellied piranha), 3324 nucleotides long. It is a transcript of the gene ldlrap1a, whose product is annotated as low density lipoprotein receptor adaptor protein 1a. Bases 119 to 940 code for a protein of 273 amino acids. The record is from RefSeq and is a predicted model, not a curated record. The transcript is spliced from 10 exons. Lineage: Eukaryota; Metazoa; Chordata; Actinopteri; Characiformes; Serrasalmidae. Gene Ontology annotation, cellular component: early endosome.
GAUAUCUGAGCAUCAAAACAACAAAGUUGACGGAGCGCCCGGGCCUCGGUUAGUCAAGCAGGGUUCGCUUUUAGGGACUUUCAGCUCCAGCUGUUUUUGUCUUGGUCAAGAUUUUGGGAUGGACGUGCUGAAGUCGGCUGGAAGAGCUCUGCGCAGUCCGAGUCUCAGCAAACACCACAAGCUUCCCGAAAACUGGACAGACACCAGAGAGACCCUCAUUGAGGGAAUGACCUUUAACCUACGGCUUUUGGGAAUGACUCUUGUGGACCAGCCAAAAGGUGAAGAUCUGUCAGCUGCUGCUGUGAAGAGGAUUGUUGCUACGGCUAAAGCCAGUGGAAAGAAGCUCCCCAAGGUGGUCCUGAAGGUCAGCCCUCAGGGAAUCAUUCUUUAUGACAGUGUGUCCAAUCAACUGAUAGAGACCGUCUCUAUAUACAGAAUAUCGUAUUGCACUGCUGACAAAAUGCAUGACAAGGUGUUUGCUUACAUCGCCCAGAACCAACAAAAUGAGACAUUGGAGUGCCACGCGUUCCUUUGCGCCAAGAGGAAAGUGGCCCAGGCUGUAACACUGACCGUAGCUCAAGCGUUCAGAGUGGCCUUCGAGUACUGGCAGCACGCCAAAGAAGAGAAAGAACAGGAAAGUACAGAAGCAAGUAAUAGUGCACAGCCUGACACAUCAGACAGCAUGGUCAGCCUGAAAGAAACAGACACUGCAACAGGAAACCUGUUGGAUAUCGAUGACAGCCCCAUGGUGGUUGGGGAGAAUAUUGACAACCAGGAAACCCAUGUAGGCAACCAUAAUGAGCCGGAAAACAACACCACCAUCUGGGAGUUAGAUGAUGGUCUGGAUGAGGCCUUCUCAAGCUGCAGUUUGGAUAGCUUUGAAUACUCUGCAGACUUGCCGAGUCCCGUACUAACCCCCAGGUCUUGGACAUUAGGCUGACCCCUCCGGGCUGCAACUCGGAUCCAGAAAGUGACAAGGCCAAUGGUAACAUGCCCAACGCUGACAACCUCUUUUGCCUCUGAGAACGGAUAUUAAGGAUAUAACAGUGGAUGCAUCAAGAAACUAAUUGAAUAGUAAAAAGAAACUGGCCACGAUGAAAUGGACUGUCCAGCCAUCUUGAUCAAGGCAAGCACUCAACAAACCAAAGCAAUAUAGUGUGAUCUUCAAAACUUAUUUAGUGCUGUACUCCACUUAGAGCUAACUGUAUGUCCAAAAGUAUCUAGACAUCUGAAUUUAAGGGUAUAAAUAGGUGCUUGUCCUCCCUUUACUGUGGUAACAGCUUCUACUUUUCUGGGAAGGCUUUAAACUAGGUUUUAGAACAUUGCUGUGAGGAUUUGAUGCAUUCAGCAGAGAAUUAGUUCUGGAUUACAAACCCCACUCCAACUUAUCCCAAAGGUUCUGGAUAGAGCUCUGUCAUUCCAGACAAUGCAGUUCCACUGCUCUACUGCCCAAUACUGGCCUUAUGUUCAUGUAUGGCUGCUCCAGAGCAUUCCCAUUCUCUUGGUCAGUGCUUCUCUUUGAAGGUUAGACAAGCAGUGUGUGUUCAACUGAACCACUUUCCCUUUUGCCCCUUUAAUUUAGGGCAGGAGCUAUGAGGUUGCUGACAAACUCUAGAAAUCAAAAGUCACCCAAUUUUUUUUUUUCUGUAAAUAUUCCCAAAACUUCCCUCAAUUCUCUCAAACCACUUCUACUUCAUUAAGGGUGUGGAGGUGCACUGUAUGAUUUAGGGUGAGCUUUAAAAAUGAACAAAACUUCAUAGUGUAGCUGGAUGCUUUUAGAAGCUAUUUUACGCAAGUUUUGUGCCAAAUUCUAACUCAAGAUACGUUCGCGUUACAAGCUUCAUUCCUCAGAUCCGAUUUUUCACUCAAAUCCGAUCUCUCUGACAUGACGGUUCACGCUUGUUUAGGUAAGUGAUUCAAGUCUGUCAUUAAUGUGAACAAACCAGUGUCCUGAGAUGAGCCGCAUGCACACAUCCUACUCAGUGACGUCACAUAAAUGAAAUGCGUGCAUCCCGUGCAUCAUCAGCAAACGAGCAGAACGAGCUGUGCUGUGAAGCUGAUUGACUCUGAUCAGCUCCCUGCUGUUCAUUAUUAGAGCGGGACGAAGAUAAAAAAGGUGGGGUGUGUUUAUUUUCCACUGUUUACAGACUUUAACUUCUGUUUGGCGCUGCUUUUAUGACAAUGCUGAAUGAUCAGUGGAAAAAAAUGGGGAAAAAAGCAAAUGAAUUCCAGUCUGAGCAUCACAUUAAGGUCACAUGUCCACGAAUCAGAUACCUAUCUAGGACCACAUAUGAAAGUGGCUCAGGUCGGAUUUGAAAAGAUCAGAUUUGUGUGUCCACACAGCCCUAAAGCAUCAGUCACAUUAGGGCAAAAAAAAAUCUGAUUUGUGCCACUUCAACCUAGUAAUAUGUACAUAGCCUCAGACUCCAAGUAUAUAUCUUCAGUUCGGAAAAUCAGGCUUAAAUGGUCAUUUAUAAAAAGAAAACAAAUCAUGAAAACAAUGUGUCGUGUCCAUAUGCCUGCAAAACAUAAUACAUGUAAAGGGGAGGCUGCACACUGAGGUUUUGCUCAGUUUUGCUCAUCAAGUCAUAUUUUUAAACUACAUUGAAAUGCGUCCUUAUGCGACAUCAGUCUGGAUGCGGUUUGAGUGGGUUGAGAGGAGUUCUGCAGAUGAUUUAUUGAAAAGAUUUCGGUGGCUAUUGGCUUCGUGUUUGUUAGCCACGUUAGCCUUGUAGCUCCAGUUUAUAACUAAAGAACCAAAACUAAGUCUUAUCCGAUCAGCUCCAUCUGGAGUAAAUGGAAAAUGAUGCCUAUUUCAUUGUCUGAUUGUCCCUUCGCCUGGGGAGUCUGGAUACUUUUGGACAUAUAAUGUACCACAUCUGGUCUUUCUUUUCCAAUCUAGUCUAUGUAACGUGUAGCAUCUAGGAUCAGUAUUAUGUCCAUGUGUUUCAAAAUAGUAACGUUUCUUCUGCAAAUGUCUGUUAAGGUAUAUUAUAGAGCUAUUUUGCUUUUGGACAGCGUAAUGGACUAAUGGUCCAUUGCAAUUUCCUGAUACAGUUGCAAGCAUUUAUACAAAUGAAGAAAACAAUCAGUUUUGGUGGGUAUUUAGUGCAUCCGAACAAAUGUACCUAUGAAAAUGAAAUAUAUUGUUAUCGGUCAUGUAUUCCAAGACAAAUAUAAUAUAUUAUAAUAUAUUUUCAGUAUAUUUUGUAUGAGUAGGGAUCUUCCCAUGUUGUGAAUACUGUUUGGUUUAUGAUGAUCGUAAUAAUUUAAUGACACUUGGAGUAAUAUUUCUAUGUAAACUUUAAUAAAAAAUGAAAAUGA